This is a messenger RNA of Trichoderma virens Gv29-8, 1323 nucleotides long. RefSeq lists its product as uncharacterized. The record is from RefSeq and is a predicted model, not a curated record. NCBI's taxonomy places the organism in Eukaryota, Fungi, Ascomycota, Sordariomycetes, Hypocreales, Hypocreaceae. The annotation marks the transcript as partial. The transcript is spliced from 5 exons.
AUGGCUGCUCCAGCUCCCCAAGCCGCUACCUCCAAGUCGGCCAAGAAGAAGGCUGCCAAAGCCCAGGGUCGUACCGAAUCCCCGGCUCCCAGCACCGAGUCAGCCCCCACCGAGAAGGUAGCUGAGGCUCAAGACGAUGCCUUCGAAAGCCCUUACAUCAAGGAGCUGCAGAAGAACAUUCGCAACACGGCCAAGAAGCUGACCAACGCUUCCAAGACUGACACGCUGCUCAGCCAGCACGCCGGCAAGUCCCUCGAUGAACUCGUUGCAGAACGGAUCCUCAAUACCGACCAAAAGACCCAAAUUCUGAAGAAGCCUGCUCUUCAGGCUGCCUUGGCCCAGUACGAGGAGCAGCUUGCUCAAUACCAGAAAGUCCACGAGCAGUAUCAGACACGGGCGGCGGCCGACAAAGCAGAAUGGGCCAAGGCCCUCGAGAAGACCAAGGAGGAGGCUCUCAGUGAAGUCAAGGCUGAGUUUGAGGGCUCUCUGAAGUCCAAGCUUCUUGUUCUGUCGCAAUUCUUGCGUUUGGCAGCCUACCGCCGCGAGGAAUCUCAGGAGCCGGAGUCUGACGAGAGCCAAGCUAUCGAGGGUGUGCUGCUUGCCAUUUACUCUGGAGAUGAUAAUGCCGUCUCUGCCAUGGAGAAACUGAUUGAGGGCUCUGACGAUCAAAUCUUCAGUGUCCCUGGAGAACAGCUCCAGACAACUUAUGCCUCCGUCAAAUCACUGGCACAAAGCUACAACGCGCCAGGCUAUACCGAGGCUGCAGCUGAAGCACAGCCAGCAGCCGAGAUUGUGUCCGACCCGACCAUCGCCAAUGAAGCCGCAACUGAAAUUGCAGCUGGAGAUGGCAUUCUGACCAACGGACAUGAGCUUGUGGAACCCGAGCCUGCUUCCAAUGGUCUUGCCAAUGCCGACGUUGCGGACGAGGCAGCUAAUGCCGUUGCUGAGAGCCACUGGGAUACUAGCAACCAGGACAUCUCCAUUUCCCAGGAGUGGGUUGAUGUAGCUAUUCCCGCCGAGCCAGCUGAGCCUGAGGUCAGCGCCGAGGCUGCCACUCCUGAUGCUAACAAGCAGUCUUGGGCUGACGACCACCCUGACCCCGUCACUGAGGUAUCUGCACCAGCCGAUGCCAACGAUGGAUUCCACCAAGUCCAGCGCAAUCGGGGACGACAGGAUCGCGAGGGGAGCGGAGGACGUGGACGCGGUCGUGGCGACUGGCGCGGCCGAGGCGGCUAUCGAGGAGAUGGCCGUGGACGUGGCCGAGGACGCGGUGACCGAGGUGAUCGUGGCGGAGUCCCUUUCCGAGGACCUCGCCGCAACGAG